Messenger RNA from Papilio polytes (common Mormon), 1261 nucleotides. RefSeq lists its product as uncharacterized. NCBI's taxonomy places the organism in Eukaryota, Metazoa, Arthropoda, Insecta, Lepidoptera, Papilionidae. The transcript is spliced from 7 exons. The record is from RefSeq and is a predicted model, not a curated record. The coding region runs from base 183 to 785 and encodes 200 amino acids.
CCCCAACCAAUGGUUGUCGUAAACUAUCGCUAUCGAGCGAAAUUUUGUUACGAAAAUAGUAACAAAGUAUGUGAAUUCGAUUCGAAAUGAAGUAAAUUUAAACAUUUCAAAGAACUUUUAUACUAAAGUUAUACAAAAAAGUCUAUUAUUUUUAAUACACGCCCUUGAAGUAUAUCCAGAAAAUGACGGAUCGUUCUAUUGCGUCAAGGCCCAGUCUAGAGCAAGUAAUUGCAAUAGUGGACUUCAUGGAGAAACAUCCUGCUUUAGGGUUGGGCCAAAUGAGAGGUCUGGAGAAGAGGGAUGAAUGCAAAAAGCUUUGGUUCAAAUUAACAAAGAUUAUCAACAGUCUUGGUGGACCUAAUAGACCUAUGAAAUCUUGGGUUAAAUAUUGGGCAGAUAAAAAAUCAACAAUCCGGUCUAAAGUCCAAUCCAGUAAUGGUGAUCCUAACACUUUAAGUUCAAAUAUUGAAAAGAAAAUAUGGGACCUGUUCUUGGCUAAUGAUUCAUCAAAGGAUAGAAGUUCUGUUAAACAAGAGUCUCAUAACUCCACCCAUGUCAAAAUAAUGGGAGAUCAAGCGAACGCGUUGUCGCAGUUAGCACACGCAUCACAUGUUAAUUCACAAGCCAUGGAGAGGUUGGCGGAAGCCUCGCAGAUACAGGCUCGCGCAGUAGAGAGGUUAGCGACGUCGUUUGAAUCCAUCGGUGCGUCCACACACGACGUGCGUAACGCGAUGGUAGAUAUCGACUGUACUUUAAAGCGGCUGUAUGGCAGCGCGCCCGCUUAGUGCAUGUAGCCUGGCAACACUCGCCUCGGGGUUAUCAUCACAAAAAACUAAUUUUUAAAUAAAACUUCGUAUUAUUUAUCUCGAAUGUAUACAAGUAAUAAUUAAUGAUUAUGAAUCAAUUAAUUUAUUUAAAAAAAUAUUGAUAAUUAUUAAUAGGGAAAUUAGAUUUGUAAAUUAUUUUUAGCUCAUCUUGCCAUUUUAAUGGGUUCCUUUUUGGCGUAAAUUUAAGUAAUGAACGGUUCACACCUGGCUAGUACAGUUGGACAGUAGCGAGCUAAUACUGGACUGGCAAUUAACUGGCAUAGAACACUAACUUGUGCCAGUGAGUUCAAAAAAAUUUUCUCUGACCAGCGCUACUGUCCAACUAUACUAGUCAAGUAUGAACCAGACAUAAUGUUAUGUAUAAACAAUUGUGAUGUUAGUAUUAUUUAUUUUUAAGUUGUAAUGUAAAUAUUUGUACAUAAUCUGUGAAAGUA